AUGCAAUAAGUAAUAAAAAAACCAUCAGAAAUUUAAUAUUUUGGUAAUCGAAUUAUUAAUUUUAAUGAAGUUUUCUACAUUAAUUACUUCUCUACAAAAGGUGAAAUGGAAGGGAAGUUGUGCUGUUUUAGAAGAACUUAAAAAUUUCUUAUAGGAAUUUAAUGCAAUUGUAAUCGUAUUUUACUUAAUUUAGUAUCCAUAACACAUAAUAAAAUUAUCUCAAAAGUUUUCUUUUCUAAUUUUAGAUAAUAAUAGAAGAGUUUAGCUAUUAGAGAAUAUAAAAUUUUUAUUUCUGAUUGUUUUAUGAUUAAGAAUUGUAGAAUUAUAUUCAAACUAAGAAUUCAAAGAGUAUGUCAAAAUGAGUUGGAGAUUAGUUCUUAAAUGAUUUAAUUAUAUAUCAAUACUGGAAAGUAAAAGCAAAAUAAAAUUUUAUAUUUUUGA
This is a messenger RNA of Paramecium sonneborni, 441 nucleotides long. The record is from the annotation of a GenBank genome assembly. Lineage: Eukaryota; Ciliophora; Oligohymenophorea; Peniculida; Parameciidae.